GGCUCCACCUGGGCCAGGUGGUUUGCCCCCUCCUAAUCAAGGGAUGGGUGGCAUGCCACCAGAAAAUCCAGGAUCUAAUGACACACAAUCAUCGGGGCGAAAAGGAGGAAAAAUGGAGAAAUAUUCAUUCGAUUCGACUGCCCUCGAAAGAGCAGCGCAAGCUGCAAAGGACCUAGAGAAAUCGGCACAUGCUAGUGAAGCGUUACAAUUGUCCAGGAUGCAAGAAGAGACCAAACAGUUGGAACAAAAGAGUAAAAUGAAGGAAUCAGAAACUAUAAAAGAACAAUUGAGAAUUGAGUAUGUUCGUACAUCAGAAGAAGAGAAGAGAAAGACAUAUGGCGAGCAAGCAAAACAUCAUAAAAAUAAAGCAGAUUAUGAAGACAGAUUAGCACGACAGCGAUACACAGAUCAGCUGGCACAAAAGGGAAAACAGGAAGAAGAUAUGCGAGCAAGGAAUGAGGCCUCCAUAGCCAAACAAGAACAAUUGAAAAAAAAAACUCUGGAUUAUGAAUAUGAACUGCAACAUAAAAAUGAUAUGGCACGUAUUCAGGCUGAAAUCAAAGGAAAGGCUAAAGCUGACAGAGAAAACCAGGACCUUAUCAAAGAACAGUUACGCAUCAAAGGCCAGGAACAUCGGCAGACUGUGCUCGAGUCCAUUAAGACUGCAGGCUCUGUGUUAGGGACUGGCCUUCAGGCUUUCAUCUCAGACUGGGACAAAGUUACAGCUACAGCUGCUGGUUUGACAUUAUUGGCGGCAGGAGUGUACUCUGCUAAGCAUGGGAUAGGUGUGGCAGCCCGAUUUGUUGAGGCCAGACUUGGCAAGCCAUCUCUGGUUCGAGAAACAUCUCGAUUAACAUUCACAGAAGCCUUUCAACACCCAAUAAAGACUGCGCGACGGUUAUAUACAAAGCCUGACGAUGCUCUAAAAGGAAUUAUCCUAAAGCCUGAGCUUGAAGAGCGUUUGCGAGAUAUUGCAAUAGCGACCAAACACACAAAGCAAAAUCAAGGAUUUUAUAGAAAUAUUCUAAUGCAUGGUCCUCCUGGUACUGGAAAAACUAUGUUUGCCAAGAGUCUUGCUAAACACUCUGGGAUGGACUACGCCAUUAUGACAGGUGGUGAUGUAGCGCCUAUGGGAAAGGACGGAGUCACAGCAAUGCACAAAACAUUUGACUGGGCUAGCACGAGUAAAAGAGGCUUACUGCUAUUUGUAGAUGAAGCUGAUGCAUUUUUAAGAAAGCGAAGCAAAGAACAUAUAAGUGAAGAUCUACGGGCAACAUUGAAUGCUUUUCUAUAUAGAACUGGGGAACAAUCAACAAAAUUUAUGUUAGUGUUAGCAAGUAAUCAACCUGAACAAUUUGAUUGGGCCAUAAACGACAGACUGGAUGAGAUGGUGGAAUUUCAGUCCCCAACACUCGGAGAACGAGAACGUCUAGUGCGACGUUAUUUUGACCUCUACUGUUUAGUACCAGCCACAGAGAAACGAGGGAGACUGAGACUAGAUGAGUUUGACUAUGGUGAGAAGUGUCUGGAGAUAGCAAAAAUGACAGAGGGUCUAUCAGGGAGAGAAAUUUCAAAACUAGCAGUAGCAUGGCAGGCCAACGCUUAUGCUUCUGAGACCGGCUUACUGACGGAGGCCAUGAUGGAGGAAUGUGUAAUGAAUAGUGUCAGACAACAUGCGAAAAAAGUUGUCUGGCAAGAGGAGAGUGCUGCUACGGAAAUGAGGGAGAUCGGUGAAUCAUAUUCCUCGGAGAAAGAUGCUUCCACAGGCAUUUCCAGCAUGAAGACAGAUCCCACAAGUUAACACCGAGGACAUAUAGGAUGUUUUAAUUCACAGAAAAAAUCAUUUGUCAGGGCUUAGAAGAUUUAGUUCUAGGAUGUGACUGUUGGACCAAAGACUGGUAUUUUGUUUGUAUGUGAUUGAGAUACAGAUGUUAAUUAGGCUGUGUUAUAACUACUAGGAAACACAUGUAAUUGAUGUUGUUUUCUAGACAAUGCUGGAAUUUGUAGUUAUAUCAUUGCAUGAACAAAAUAACACUGCCAAAAAAUACCAGUCAUUGUAGAAUUUUCAGAUUUUGUAGAAUUAUGUUUCAAAUGAAAUGACAUUAAUUUGAGUUUUAUGAUACUGCCAUUUCAUGGUCGGGAGCAUUUAACAUACCCUUGAUCAUCUGUCCAUCAUAAUUUUGUUUCCUCUAUUUACACGUCAACAGAUGCAGAUAUAGAACUGUAGCUUGGUGUAGAUGAGAUGUUAUAAUGAUUUACAGUUCUGAUCUGAUAAGGGUCUAUUUAUUUUUUCAGAGUUAUGGCCCUUUAAUAAUAAUUAAACAAUAAAAACCUUUAAGAAUUAAAACAAAAAUCACAAUAGGGUAAGGCUAUUGCAUUGUUGCUACCACUGGUAAGAAUUUUGGAAAAUCACAGAAAAAAAAUUAAUGUACAACACACCUUUUAACAAAGUCAUUACAUGUUCCUUGGUUGCUUUCUGGGACAUUUGUGUUGAUUUAGUUUAAGAUUAUCUCAAGAAAGUUCCUAAAAUGUUUUUAACACAAUUUGUUUUCCUGGUAGAUUAUUAGAUGCUAUUGAGCUGAAAAUUGGCGGGAAUGUUAAAAAAGGGAAGCAGACAAAAUCCAAUAUGGCCACCAUCUCAAAAAAACCACAUUUUUACUUCUCAAAUCCCACUGGUGUCUUAGAGCUGAAAUUUUGCAGGAAGGUUGAGAAAAUGAGAAGUAUCAUAAUAGAAGUUCUCAUAUGGAAGAUGCAUUACUAGUCAACUUUGGAAUAAUUUUACUGAAUUAGGCAACAAUCAACAAUCCAUUUAUAGAGGGCAGACUAUGAGUAAUGUCAGUGUGAUGUGUGUGGAGAUGGUGAUUGUAUUUUAAGAUGAAUCUUGCAAUACAUUUUGUGUGUGUGUUUGUAGAACAUUUCAUUCAGGGAAUAAGAGUUUCUUGCCAGAUUCCGUUUAUUGCUAAAAACCUCUGAAGUGAAUUCAAUAUCAAAGUUACCAAAUUAUUUUUUUUGUUACAUGCAGUAUUACUCUGCAAAAUACUGAAAAAGUUAUUGUUUUUACUUAUUAUGAAUAGAUUAGACGAGUCUGACUAAUUGUUUUUGCAUAAAAUAAGGACAGACCUGCUGAUUGUAAUUUUGCUUCCUGAUGAGCCUUGAAUUAGCCUUUCAUGUCCUGUAUAAAUAUUUGCAGCUCUGUCUGUAGCACUGAAAAGUAGAGGCUUCUGCAGAUUCGUAUAACGUAACAUGAGUUAAGUCAGAAAAAUAAUAGAAAACAAGAAUGAAUUUCUGUUUUAUUUAAUUAGGUAUAAAUUUUUACAGUUAUAAAUAUAAAAUUUUGAUUGUGUUGACUAUGACUUCAUAUAUUUACUUAUAAACAGUACUGUCUGUAACCAAACCUGAAAGUACACCUAACACACGAUCGUUGCUGAUAAAAAUAUUUUCCAGGAAACUCUAGAUAUUAUAUAAAGAUAUCUUGUAUAAUUGUAAAGUUAUUCACAUACAAGUAUAGGUUUUCUUUGAAUUUGUUAAUUGUCGUCAGCAUAAUUACUCCAAUUAACGCAAAAUCCUGUAUACAUAUUACAUGUAGCAGUCCCUGUCCAUUGUCUGUAUCAAGCAUUCCGAUAUUGAACUAUAAUUUACAGUAUAAUUAGAAUGGUAGUUAUGAAGCGACAAUUUUGAGGAUAUUCUAUGAUUUAGAAUACUUGUUUUGUUCAUUAUAACAGUACAGUAAAAGUAAAUUGGUGUUGUUUUCUUAUCACAUGAACUGAACAACUAUGGUUGAAGAAAUUGACCAUCUGGACAAAAGUCACUAAGUCAAGCUUUAUAAAAUGUCUGUAAACUGCUGAUGUGCCAUAUUGAACACCAUUGGAUCAGACAACCUGGAAUAAACAUUGAAAUACUCUGACUUGAUAUUAAGAUAAUCUCUCAACCAUUUAAGUCAUAGUGGGUAGUAUUUGUCUGGUUUAAUUAUUGAACUCUUUCCCACAGUUGAUCCGGAAGUUGAAUUAACUAGAGAGGUCUUACAUACAAAGUUAAGUUAUCAUGCUUAGAGCUGUUUUUUUUUUCCUGGAACAAAUGAGAAAGUUAAUCAGAAAUAACAUGUUGUUUUCAAAUAUGUGUGUGAUGAUAGGUAUUGAAAUUUUCCAAAUUAACGUGUAAUUGAUUGAUUUGAAAAUUGUGUAUAAAUGUAGAGAUACAAUGUUGUAUUCAAAUAUGAUGUAAUGUGAAUAAAGAUUGUGACAA
Ylistrum balloti is the source of this 4242-nucleotide messenger RNA. RefSeq names its product ATPase family AAA domain-containing protein 3-B-like. Lineage: Eukaryota; Metazoa; Mollusca; Bivalvia; Pectinida; Pectinidae. Gene Ontology annotation, biological process: mitochondrion organization. Gene Ontology annotation, molecular function: ATP binding; zinc ion binding; ATP hydrolysis activity. The record is from RefSeq and is a predicted model, not a curated record. The coding region runs from base 44 to 1801 and encodes 585 amino acids. Gene Ontology annotation, cellular component: mitochondrion. The transcript has 15 exons.